AUGCCAAAUACAUCAUGUAGCACAAUUGGUGACAUUUCGCGACACCCGGAUGUACCGAGUGUGGUAGAUCCAUUUCAUAUGAAUGAUUUAUCACGUGAUAUGGAGAUUUCACGAAAUGCAGAAAUGGUCUGCAAUAUCGAUGUGUCCGGCAAUAUAAAAGAAACCAGUAAAAGUGGCGAGUUAACAGGAAAAAGCACUGAUAUCACUCGUGGAAAAUCGCUUUUGAAUGUUCAAAAAUCGCCACCAGAAAAGACAAAUCAAUUACAACGACUUCGAGCAUCUCAAUCACUUCUGAUGAAUACUGACGAUAUUAAAGCCAUGAAAGUUGAAUUACCCGAAAAAAUAGAAGUGGAAAAGUUGAGUGAUGGAGCGAUCGAACAACAACUUACAUCAUUAAAUCAGUAA
This is a messenger RNA of Loa loa (African eye worm), 405 nucleotides long. RefSeq lists its product as hypothetical. The transcript has 3 exons. Lineage: Eukaryota; Metazoa; Nematoda; Chromadorea; Rhabditida; Onchocercidae. The record is from RefSeq and is a predicted model, not a curated record. Bases 1 to 405 code for a protein of 134 amino acids.